Molecule: messenger RNA, 8310 nt
Organism: Pomacea canaliculata
Lineage: Eukaryota; Metazoa; Mollusca; Gastropoda; Architaenioglossa; Ampullariidae
Product: protein SMG7-like
Exons: 24
Coding region: 309-4226 (1305 amino acids)
Biological process (GO): nuclear-transcribed mRNA catabolic process, nonsense-mediated decay
Cellular component (GO): telomerase holoenzyme complex
Molecular function (GO): telomerase RNA binding; protein binding; telomeric repeat DNA binding
Source: RefSeq, a predicted model, not a curated record
UUUCGGACGAAGACACAAAAAAUAUUUUAUGACCGCUUUAGACACAGAAAAGAUCGUACUUUAAACUUUUUAGUAUGUUAUCUUGGAUGCUUUAGUAUGGACGUACGAAAUGAGCUCAGCUGCUCAAGUUUUGAGAGCAAGAGACCAUAACAGGAAAAGAGGACACCAGUAACAGUAAACAACAACUGUGACAUCACGGAGCAGCGACCCACCUCCCACACCUUGCCUGAACCCUUCUCACCCCUCCUAUUGUUCACUUCCCAUAUUUUCCCAGAUUCCCAUCCCCCACAGUGCAAAAUCGCCUUUAGAUGGAAGCACUUUUCCCUCCCCUAAUCAACAAUGGGAUUUCACAAGACCAGUGGGAGCAAGAGUUUUUGACAAUACUCAUCAGACAAGCAGAAAGCCUAAAGGCGACAAUAUCCGAGAGUGGGAAGAGUAUUGCAGAGCUAUGGGUAACUCGUCAAAGGUUGGAGGACCUCUACAAGCGACUGUUGUUAAUGGACCUUGAGUAUGCCCUUGACAAAAAGGUUGAGCAAGACCUGUGGAAUCAUGCGUUCAAAAACCAGAUUACUACACUUCAAACACAAGCUAAAGAUAAACAUAAUCCAAAGAAAUCAGAGGUACAGGCCAACUUGAAUUUGUUUCUAGAGACUGCCAGUGGCUUCUACUUGCAGUUUCUUCAGUUAAUAUGCUCAACUUUCAAGCUGGACUUGCCCUUCAGACGCAAAUCUGCUGCGUUUGGGGUCAUGAAAGAAAAAUGUCAGAUACGUGCAAAGAUAACCCCUCCAAAGAAGAGCUCCUGUUUGUACAUUUGCCAGUACUGCUUGGUACACCUUGGUGACAUUGCUCGUUAUAGACAGCAAGUGGAGCAAGCCCAAACUUUUUACAGGCACGCUGUCAACCUCUCCCCACAAAACGGUCAACCGUAUAACCAGUUAGCUAUUCUGGAGGUAAAUCGCAAUAACAAAUUGUCAUCUGUGUUUUAUUACGUGCGGAGUUUGGCUGUGAGACACCCUUUUCCUGUGGCCGCAACCAACUUAGAGAAGUUCUACAGCAAGCUUAUCAAGGACACUUCUGAAUUCAAAGGCAAGAUGGCCCAAAAUGAGUUUGUGAAUGCAUUCUUGCAGUUCCAGGCUCUCAUUCAUUUGUCAGCAGAUUUCAACCGGGCCUCCUAUCUAUGCAGCCGCAUUUUGUCCUGUUUGCCAGCUCAUCUGAUGUCGCAGACCUUCAGUGCUAGUGUUUUAGUGCAGUGUGUGGCCAUCACCAUCUUUACACUCAAUCAUGUUCGGCACAUUCCCUCUGGUGGUGAUACCAAUGCUAACUUCACAAAUGUUGCAAAUACCAAAAGUGCUGGAAGUUCUGGAGAUGGUAUUGGUAGCGGAAACAUGAUGAAUGUAAAUGAAUCUGUACCAAAGUUAAUGAACCAGUCAGAGAUUCUGUUGAGUGAUGAUGAAGAAAAGAGUAUAGAAAUUCUGCUUCGGUUUACAGCCUCAGUUUUGGAACUUCUUGUGCAACAUACUCCUCGAAUACCAUCUAAGGCACGCGAAAGUCCGACACUGCCAGCCAUUCAAGUACUUCUUCAAUGGCUUUGUCACUCCCCAGAUAUUAUCACUAGCCCGAUCUUCUGCAACUCUUGUCUGUGGGGAUACCUGUCAAAAAUGCUUAACACCAUCCAACUAAUGGAAGAUGACAAACCUAGGCCCAACAUGGCAAAAUAUGAGGAGGUUCCUUUGCCAGAAGAUACAGAGCUGCGGUGUUUUCAGCCUAUUGAAAAGGCUCAUAGCAAAUAUAGUUUCAGCCGCAUUCCUGUUGAUGGCUUCCCACGUGGUGUUGAGGAGCUGGUGCGCUGCCAGAGGCUUGUGGCAGAGGGAGUGAGCAUUGCUGAAGAUUUUCCUGAACUUAAGAUGACCUUCACGCAACAAGGUGAUCCUCUCACGAUGCACUUCUCAGCUCCCUUACCAUUCAAAGGUAAUGAGAACAGUCCAUCAUCCCAAGAAAGGCGUGCAAAACAGAAUGUUGCAAUGCAGACGAUCAUGAAACAUGGCCAUGCAGAAUCAAUGGAAGUGAGGGGUGAGAAGGAAGCAAUGUGCGCAAGUCAGACAUCUCCUAAGUACCUGCUGGGCACCAUCACCAGUGAACCCCAGUUCAUGAAACACACCGCCAGCAGUGGGAGUUUAAGCAGUGCAGGGGGCAGCAUCAACAACUCUGGCCACUUGCAGUCCCCUCCCAGUGCUGCCCAGCCAUCCUCUGCUCACCCGGCACAGUCGUCUCAAAUGAGGGGGUCAUCACCCUUUCACGGUCAGUCCCCAAGAGUUGCAUCCCCUAUGCAGAGUAUGGGGGUGUCUUCACUGCCACCAUCUCCACCGCAGCAGCAGAUGCAGAUGUCUUCAGUACAAGUUGCGCAGCAAAAGCCACUACAGCAGUCCAAACCACAGCAGCAAGUGGUGCUGCCACCUUCACAACUGCAAUCCCAGCAGCAACAACAACAGUCGGCUCCAUUUGGGACCCAGGGUACGUUUAACAUCUGUAUUGCGCAACCUGUGAAUGUCAGGCCAUCACACCCUGUCUCCCAGAUGAAUGCUCCAGCUACUGGAUCAAAUGCUGCUCAUCCAUUCCAAGGGCACCUGCAGAACAAUAUGAGCUUUCCGAGUCAUUCUGCUCCAUUUCAAGGCCAUAUACUGGUCCCAAACCAAACUGCAGUGCAAAGUCAAGGCCAGAUGCAAGGGCAUCCUAGUCAAGGCCAAUUACAAGGGCAUCCUGGUCAGAGUCAAAGUCAAAACCAUGCAGGUCAAAGCCAACUUGGAGGUCAUUCUGGUGCAAGUCAUGGUCAAAUGCAGGCUCAUAACUAUCUUGGAAAAGGUCAAGGUGUUCCAGUUGUGCAAGGGCACCUGACGGAGGCUCAGGGGAGCACCAAGCCAGGAUUACCACCUGCACACCUGAGUCAGUUUCAGCCAUUUCAGAUGCCAUUCUCUGGGACCAGUAAUGAGCAUUUCCGAACAGCCCCUGCACCCUUGGGAAGCCCAGGAGUGGCUGGAUCACAGGGCGAUUCGUCCAGGAUGGGUCAGUUUCAGUCAGGUCAUGGGAUCACGGGGGUAAGUGGCACAAAUAGCACUGGCAUAAGCCAGACUGCUACAGGGGCUCAAAAUCUCCACCAAAAUGCUGCACAGCUCCCUCUCAACCCAGAAAUGCUGUCAGCACUGCGGCUAGCCAGUCAGAUCUCACAGCAUCAGCAGCAGGCUCUGGCUCACACACAACAGAUGAAGAUGGGUGGUCCUCUCUCUCAUCAGCAGCAGCAGCAGCAGCCACUUCCCAGCAUGAGUCGUGCACCUAUUCAGAGGGCACCAAUGAUGGGGCAGAACCCUAUGGCUGGUCCAGGUCCAGGCUCAGGCCCAGCUUUAGGUCAUUUCCCUGGUAACCUGCAGCAGCGAUCAUUUUCUACUGGUACAGGUCUCUCAUUUCCACAGGCAAUGAGGGACCCCCUCCAGAACUCCUCACUUCGCCAUCCCAACCCUCACCUGCAGGCCUCAUUGGCACUGGGAACCCAGCGAGGGCAUGACAUGGGGAGCAGCCAGAUGCCCCGCAUGCCUCCCCCUAUCCCAUUGCCAGGACAGCACGCCCUUGUUGGGGGUGGGGGCUUCUCCUCCCUCUCACAGCCACUUUUCAAGGAUGAGCGAGUGGAUGGUGGCCGAGCAUUUCAGACAUUGUCUCCCCUAACAAUUCAGCCACCCAAAGCCUGUCCUUCAGAUACUCGAAUCAGCACUAGUUUUCAAGGCCAUGCCGAGGGAACACCUAAACCGGAUAAAGCUGAGACUUAUGCUCCUGACAAGAGGGAACAUGAACCUGUAAUCUGCCGUGUGGAAAUGCCAGUAGCACAGCCAAGUGGAGAGUACUCUUUGUUUGCCAGUUCUUCCCCAUGGUCUAUGUCACUUAGUUCAGGCGGGGACUCGAAGAGUUUGUCUGGAUCAUCACAGUUUUCAUCACAAGACAGCAGCUUGCGCAACUCACCAGUUGUCAGCUUCGACUCACCAACAGGACAACAGUAUGAUGCCUUACGAUAUCGAGGACAUGUGCCAGAGCCAUGGAUCUUGCAGGGCUCAGGAUACGAAGAACCUAAAAGCAGGGUGCAGCCACCCACAAGUUCACUCUGGUCUGAAGCUUCAUCCAUGAGCCCUCUAGAACGACUGCUGGAACAGCAAAGACUUCAGCGCCAGACAGACCCACACUGAGGUUUUCAGGAAACUUAGGAAAAGGAAAAUGAAGAUAAAACGCCGAAAUGGAGGCUAAAUUAAUCUGGCAUGCCUGACUGGGAUGCUUUGCACUGAGAGACCCAAGUCAGCUGUGCCCUAAGCUUCAGGGUCAUCUCUUCAGCUAUGCUGACAACAGUUUUGCAUGAGCCUAUCCUUGCAAGUGCAGCUUCACCUGUGUGUAUGUUUCUUCUGUGCAAGUGCUGGAGAUGGCUGGCUUUGGCUAUAACCAACGUUAAAGGCCCACCCAGCGCAAGGCUUACAUAGAGCCAAUGAAGAAGAAUUCAUCCAUAAUCUGAGAGAGAACACCAACAAGUCAGAGGAACUGAUCAAGUCAUUGUUGUGUGCACUGGACACCUUGUAGACAACAUGUAGCAUUUUUUUAAAAGAAAAAGGCAUUUUGUUGUUUGUUGCAUAUAAUGCUUUUUUUCCAGCUGAGGUGGUUGAUGGGGAGGGGGUUUGACCUGGAGCAAGGAUCAGUUGUGUUUCAUACAGUGCAUAUCUCUUUAUGAAACACAAUUUCAUUUACUUUUAAAAUAGAAGAGAUGCCGUUAUAGGCCAAGAGUGGAGGUCAAGAUGUUUGGGUCAUUUCUAGACGUUACGUGCUGCAGAUUGUGUAAAUUGUAGCGUUUUCUUGAAUGUCAAUGAUUGUCAUGCACAUAUGCCAAAUUCAUCUCUGAUGAAGUGUAUGACAAAGGAGGACAAUGUUCAGAAUCACAUUUAUUUUGCUGCUUCUAGCAGUAAGCUUUAGAUUUUUCUGAUUUCCUGAUAUAUCUCAAGUCUCAUAAAUAGAUGUUAUCUUACCUUGACAUGCACUUAGUUAUUGCAACAGAUGUUGAAGGGUCUGCUAUUUUUAGUGUUGGUGAGGCUGGUUGGGGACAUCCACCACUAUGGUUUGAGCCACUGGAGUGCUUGCUUUUAGUUGGCAUCAUAAGACUGUGAAAGAAGCAUCCAACAUAACUUCUUUGUACCCAGAGGAGCCAUAAUGUUAUGACAAGAGAUAAUGUGACCAUUGUGAACCAAUCUCAAGGGCAUUUUGUGUGCCCAAGGUCCAAAACUGGUGGACUAUUGAAAGGAAUCUUACAUGUUUGAUUUAUUGAGCAUGGAAUGCCAGUUGAUGUAAUUGUGUAAAAGUCAGUUUGUCUGGCAGUAUCCAUUUGAUGGAGACUUAGGCUUCAGGAAGAGCAGAAUAAAUGUAUGGCAAUAAGCCAGUGCAGAAGGUUCAUAUGCAGAGUUCUAGGUUUAGGUUCUAUAAGAUUAGAGUUCAGGUAGGUUUUGUUAGGAACCCAUGUACAUGUUAGUGGUUAUCACUGUGUCAAAGGGGAUAUUUCUCAUAGACAGGGUGCCAUAUCUCAUCUCCUGCUUACACUUUCAUCUGCUAAAAGUUCUGCCCAGUAACUUGAAAUAAAAUUGCUUUUCUUAACACAUUGCAUUUAUCACGGAUAAACCACAGCUUGUACCAAUUAGUUCCCUUCACUUAAGCCAUCAACACAUUUGAGUAGCAUUGGAUUUUUUUCUUUAACAUACAUGAAAUGUGGGCACCACACCCACAAGGGUUUUAUAUGAGGUAUUGCAGACCCCCCAAAAAGACUGUAUUGCUGUAGAUCAAGAGCAAGAAAGGAGCCUAGCAAUGGCUUUAUUGGAGCAGACAGCUAUGAGCUAUUAAAAAAACAACUAAACUUAGGAUUAUUCUUGUUGUGUUUGACACCUGAUUUCAUCAUAUUGAUGUAAAUUUGUCACACCUUUUUUUUCCUUGAUGGAGGGCAAUACCAGACACAUUUUGGUGUCAUCUGUGUUGGAACAAGCAGGAUUUACAUUGUAAAAAGUUAUCAGUGCACAUAAGACGUGAUUGAGGAGUUCGUCAUGGAAGGUUAUAAAGUACUGUUACCUUAAUAAUGUAUACCUGAAGAUGUGCUGAUUCAACAGUGAGCUAUUGCCGUACAGAUGAGGUAGAAUUUAACACUGUUGACUGAAAAGUGAACAUGUUUUUAGGUUUGGGCGUUGUCUGGAAUACCUUACAAACUGUAAAUAGUAUGCUGCUCUCAAAUGCUUAGGACAGUUACUUCAGUUACCAAUGACUGCAAUGUUCAUGACCACAGUAAUUUUGUUGUUUGACACUAAUAAAACAGCACAUUUUUCUAACAUCGAUGUCCAUACUAACCAUGUUUUGUACUACAUAUUAAAAAAUACUUCUUGCUCUAGCCUCACAAGAGAACAGCACUGGCUGCAGUGUCAAAUAGUGUACAGAUCAGGAGUUAAGCAUGGCAGUGUCAAGCCAUAGUCAGGGUUUCACUUGAGAUGUAAAUACCUUCGGCUGUAAACAUUUCUGCUAGCUAGAGUUUGAUGUUGAAGUGGAUAUUGAUACUGUAGGAGUGUAGCAGCGAUAUUCACACCAGAGUAUUAUAUUGUUGAAUAUGAUUUUAUUCUCUUCUUUUUUGUAGGGAGCGGGAAGAUGGGAGCCAGAGUGAAAAGAAAUCUUGUUAUCAUGAAUUUCUUUUCAAUUGUUGAAAAUAUAGUUGGGAUGGUGGUGUUUUUAAAACUCAUAUCACAAGAUAAUUUUUCUUUCAUUUUCUCCAUUGCCCUUCUUGCAGCUUUGCACUUAUUUUUCAGGGUAUUCUUGAACAUAUCUCAAGUUCCACAUUUUUCAAAACAUCUUGCAGAAUGGCAUAGUACUAGUCUGCAUCAUAAUAUUAAGAAAUGGCCUUUAGUCGCAUUUUGUUGGUGCAGCUGCACUCCUCAGUUAAGGAAUUGUUUCUGCGUGCAUGUGUGUUUAUAUGCAAUUGUGUGUUUGUAUGCAGUUGAGCAUGUAAGCAUUAACAAAAUGGCUGUUGUCUUGGAUUAUUUGUAACACAAAGGGAAUACAUCCAAAACUAGGGUUUCGAGCGGAUUUUAAAACCAUACUUUUGUCAGAGAAUGAGAAGAAAAUAUAUUCUGUGAUUUAAGAAGAGCUAGACGUUAUGUUUUGGGUUGGUAAAAUUUUGCUUUUUCAUAAGCAUAUAUCCAUAAUAUUAGCAUGGAUGAAUCCAAGUUAUCUUUCUGAAAUCCUUAUAUAAGCAGCAGCAGAACUUUUUUGUACAUUUGCAUUCCAUGUCAUUUGAAGCUCAUAGAUUUUUGUCAAGAUAAAUUCUAAUGUAACUGAACAGGGUUUAGAAGAAGGUACAUGUAUCAAAUUGGUUGAAUCAGUGUUUGAUGAAAAAAUUGAUGUUGAAAGCUGGUGUCCUUUGAAAAAAAAUGCUUUUGUUGAUUAUAAAGAAACAAAGUUUAUGUACUUUUAAACAUUCUGUGAGCUCUGUUUUAUGUAUGAUGAGCAGUGACAUUUAUAACUGGAUGUGCCUCUUUGGCAUUAAGACUUCGUAAAAAGGAAUACGUUGAACUUUUUAAGCAUGAAAUACAAUACCGGCUGCUUUGUUAAAAGCUAGCAUUGUAUGUGACACUAUUAUAGGAUUCCUGUAAAAUGCAGUGAAAUCUGCAACUAGAUCACACGUUUGGUUCCCUGGCAUGUGCGAUGCAGAAAUUUUGAGAUGUUCAACAUGAGAAAAGCCCAUUCUAAGGGAUAAUGGUUUUCAUUUGUUACCACUUAUAGACACUGUGCUACUCCUCAAAAGUUACUUUUGAAAUUAUCAGCUGUUAAGAUAGCAUCACAAUUAGCAUUGAAUUAUUUGCUUUUUUUGUUUUUCACAGAGCUGCAGCAUCUGAAUGUAAGCACUGUUCCUGGUUCUAAACUGAUAGAAUCUUGAAUUGCAUUAAUACAAGAAUAAGAAGUUUGGAAUUGCAAGAGGAAAUUGCAGAUUGCAUUUUGGGGCAAAAGUUCAUGCAGGUUGUUUUCCACAAAUGUUACAUCAAAGUGGCUGGUAUGAAGCAAUACACUGUAUUGUGUGUGCAUAUGUGAGUCUACCAUCUUGAAUAAGCACACAGCUGCCAGUUUAGUGUUUUCACCUCGUUCCCUUCACCCUCCCCAAUAUUCCGCGUGUCUUUGAAACUGAUGAAGGCUCUGUAAAGAGUGGAUGUGGGAUUUUUGUGUAUUUCAGUGGAAGAGUGACAAAAUAAAACGUUGGCAUAAAACAUA